Molecule: messenger RNA, 393 nt
Organism: Gossypium raimondii (Peruvian cotton)
Lineage: Eukaryota; Viridiplantae; Streptophyta; Magnoliopsida; Malvales; Malvaceae
Exons: 1
Coding region: 1-393 (130 amino acids)
Molecular function (GO): nucleic acid binding
Source: RefSeq, a predicted model, not a curated record
AUGGCUACUACUUAUCAUCCGCAAACCAAUGAACAAACUGAAGUUUUGAAUCGACAAAUUAAGAACAUUCUUGAGAAGGUUGUAAACGCUUCGAGGAAAGAUUGGUAUUUCCAAUUAGAUGAUGCUUUAUGGGCAUUGCAGACAACAUACAAAAAUCCAUUAGAGAUGUUGCCGUAUCAAUUGGUUUUUGGGAAAGCAUGUCACUUGCCAGUCGAACUGGAGCACAAAGCAAUGUGGGCAAUUAAGCAAGUGAACAUGGACUAUGAAGCAGCUGGAAAGGAAAGACCAUUGGAUAUCAUUGAAUUAGAGGAGAUUAAGAAAAAUGCUUAUGAAAAUGCUACAAUUUACAAGGAAAAUAACAAACAAUGGCAUGACCAGAUUAUUUUACAGUGA